This is a messenger RNA of Triticum turgidum subsp. durum (durum wheat), 1389 nucleotides long. The record is from the annotation of a GenBank genome assembly. NCBI's taxonomy places the organism in Eukaryota, Viridiplantae, Streptophyta, Magnoliopsida, Poales, Poaceae.
AUGGACGGCUCCCCCAGCCUCCCCCUCCCGCUCCCGCGCCCGCGCCCCGCCCACCGGCCCCCGCUCCCGCCGCAGGUCUUCCUCCGAUGCCCCGCGCCGCCGCGGGGCGCCGUCCCCGCCGCGCCGCCGCACGUGCACUACUUCCGCGCCCCGUCGCCCAUCCCAGUGUACUCCCCGCGGCUCCCCGGUCCCCGCUACAUCGCCGCUCGCCCCCCGACGCCGCCCCCUCCCGCGCCCGCUGCCGCCGCCGCGGCGCCCCCGCGGCCGCCCCAGGCCUCCCCCGCGCAGCUGCUGCCGCCUCCUAGGCCGCCGCAGCCGGUGUACGAGAACGUCGUGCCGCCGGCCAGGAGGAGAGGGAGACCCAAGUCCAAGGCGCCGGAAAAUGAGCAGAAAAUUGAAAUAGAAAAUGCCCAGUCUGAAGUUGGGAAGGGAGAGAUUAGUCAAGGGCAUCAUAAGGAGAGUACCACUGGACCAACAAAAGGUAUCAAGCGAGCAAGAAAACCACAUGCAUCAAUUGAAGGAGAUGCAGCAAACAACUGCCGCUAUGACAGUUCACUAGGUCUGCUGACAAAGAAAUUCAUCAACCUGCUUAAAGGAGCAGAAGAUGGAACCCUUGAUUUAAAUAAAGCAGUUGAGAUACUGGAGGUGCAAAAGCGGAGGAUAUAUGAUAUAACAAAUGUCCUGGAAGGUGUAGAUUUAAUUGAAAAGGGCCUGAAGAAUAUGAUUCGUUGGAAGGGAUUUGACAUGUUACUGCCCAAGGAGAUGGAGCUCCAAACUUCUGCACUGAAGGAGGAACUGGACUCAUCACAUGAUGAAGAAUGCAGGUUGGAUGAGGAAAUACGAGAAGCACAAGAGAAACUGCUGGCGCUCAAACUAAAUAAGGACAAAAAAAAGUGGUUGUAUCUUUCCAAGGAAGAUAUUUGUAAGAUUCCUCACUUACAGGGAUCCACUCUUAUUGCAAUAAAUGCUCCUCACGGAACCUGUGUUGAGGCUCCAGAUCCUAAUGCGGAUAUGGACAUCUGCAAGGACCUGGAAUCUCAAGAAAAGCAUUACCAGCUUCUCUUGAGAAGUUCAAUGGGUCCCAUUGAUUGCUUUUUGAUAAGUGACCAUCAGGGGGUAUCCGACCCAGAGCAGGUGGCGCAAGACAAUUUGGGUCAUGCAUCCACAGCUGGAGGUUCAGAUGCUCCAAGGCCGGUGGAUGAUCAUCCAAGUCAAGCUCCCGAAAAGGGAGAGGGCGACACUGUCGGCAAGCAUACAUCGGAACCAUCCAGUACACAUGAACCGAUGUCUGGCAUUCUGAAAAUCUUACUGCCAGAUACUGAUGUUGAUGCUGAUUACUGGCUCGCAUCUGACAUUGACGCUACCAUGACUGAAACAUGGGCCACUUAG